AUGCAUAUCAAGAACCACGCCGAACUCCCUUCCACCAUUCUACGGGAACUGGAACUGAUGCACAGAGACCUUCAACUCACCAAUGGAAAUGAAGUGGAGAUAAGUGGUGUGAUAUGGAGAGCGGGUCAAGGAGUAGAUGUCAGCCCUUCAAAAGUAAUGAGGUCAAUGAGUGGAGUAUUUGAAGUUAUAUUAAUGCUUUUGGUCCCAUUCCUCUCGAUCGAUGAUUCUGGACAUCUCUUCGUUUCAUGA
Messenger RNA from Sclerotinia sclerotiorum 1980 UF-70, 249 nucleotides. RefSeq lists its product with no specific name. The transcript is spliced from 3 exons. The record is from RefSeq and is a predicted model, not a curated record. The coding region runs from base 1 to 249 and encodes 82 amino acids. NCBI's taxonomy places the organism in Eukaryota, Fungi, Ascomycota, Leotiomycetes, Helotiales, Sclerotiniaceae.